Molecule: messenger RNA, 2232 nt
Organism: Tigriopus californicus
Lineage: Eukaryota; Metazoa; Arthropoda; Copepoda; Harpacticoida; Harpacticidae
Product: glucose dehydrogenase [FAD, quinone]-like
Exons: 1
Coding region: 230-2101 (623 amino acids)
Molecular function (GO): oxidoreductase activity, acting on CH-OH group of donors; flavin adenine dinucleotide binding
Source: RefSeq, a predicted model, not a curated record
AGUUUCCUUGGCUCUUUUCGGGUAGUAACAUCAUCAACCGAAGCGUCUGUCUCCUACAUACAUUCAAGUCCGAUAAGCAUUUGGCAAACAAGGUGAAAGGCGAGUGUUCGACUUGAACACUCGGGUUUACGCGCCAUACAAGUGUGCAAAUAAACAGUUUUCCGUCUGCAAAACUACCCUGUUUUCACAUGUUACAGCAAAGCAGUGUGGUCCAAAUUUAGAUCCCAAGAUGAAUUUGCACAUCUUGUACUACUGGAUCCUUGUGGUGACAAGUUUGGUAUUCUAUUCCUAUGUGCACUUGUCCUACUAUGUCCAGAUGUACUUCACCAAACUCAUGGUGGCUCCUCCCAAGGAUGCCUCCAACUACGACUUCUUGGUGAUCGGAUCUGGAUCAGCCGGUUCAGUUGUUGCCGGCAGAUUGGCUGAGGCUGGCCACCAUGUCCUCUUGAUUGAGGCUGGAGGUCCUUCCAAUUGGCUCCAAGGCAUUCCGGCGUUUGUGUCGCAUUUCAUGAGCUCACCUUAUGAUUGGAAGUACGACUUUGUACCGUCGGAAAAUGCUGGUCAAGGCGUGGUUAUGAGUAUCCCCCGGGGUAAGGUCCUCGGUGGCAGUUCAAUGCUCAAUUGGAUGCUUUACUUGCGAGGACAUCGCAAGGAUUACGACGAAUGGGAAAGCUUUGGCAAUACAGGUUGGAGUUACAAGGAUGUCCUACCUUAUUACAAGAAGAGCGAGUCGUUUUACGGCAAAGUGGAUCAGCAGGAAAACUUCCAUGGGAGUAAUGGACCCACGGGGGUCAAGCAAACGCCCCACAGACACCCAAUUAACCAUGUGUAUAACCAAGGCUUCCGGGAGAUGGGUUAUGAGUUGGGCGACCCCAAUGGCGCGUCUGAAGGAGGGUUCUUCGAGCAUGUCCAGGUUACCAUUGACAAGGACUCAUGGCGAUUGGGAACCUAUCGUUCGUAUGUGGAGCCUUUGUUGGGAAAGGCCAACAUCGAUGUGCUGACCUUUGCUCAAGCUACCAAAUUGAUCUUUGAGGGUAAGCGAGCCGUGGGAGUCGAGGUUAAUCGUUUUGGGCAGACCCUGAAAUAUUACGCCCAGAAAGAGGUCAUAUUGAGUGCGGGCGCCAUUGCGUCCCCACAUUUACUCAUGUUGUCCGGCGUUGGUCCGAAAAACCAUUUGGAACACUUGAACAUCCCGGUGAUCAAAGAUUUGCCUGUGGGCGACAACCUUCAGGACCAUUUGCACGUGUACUACCCGUUUUACAUGAACGGCACGAAAUCCGGACUGACCACCUCACCUUUCAAUGUUUUGAACCCACUGAACUACAUCGACUUCUUCCUCAAUGGGGCCGGGCCCUUGGCGGAUAACAACAUCGGAUCCAAUGGGUACUACAAUACCAAGCACAAUCCCGACCAAACCCGGCCUGAUGCCCAGAUGCAUUCAUGCGCUUAUGCCCAUGGGAAUGACUUUGGUGCUGCCAUGAAGGAUUCAUACCGCUACAAGGGAAAAUCAUGGGAAUACAUGUUUGAGCCAUACCUAGGAAUGGAAACGAGUUACUUAUUGCCCACCCUCUCCCGGCCCAAAAGUCGUGGCUUCAUUCGACUCAAUUCCAAUGACUACCAAGACCAACCCAUAAUUGAACACCGCUACGUCUCUCAUCCCGAUGACAUGAAGGUUCUGGUGGAGGGCAUGAAGUUCGCUCAUGCCAUGAAGGACACGAAAUCCUUCCAAGAGAAUGGAGUGACCCCAUUCCGCCCGGACAAAUACUUUUGUGGGGAUCACGAGCCUUAUACCGAUCUCUAUUGGGAAUGCUUUGUGCGCCAUUGGGCCUUGACUGUCUACCAUCAAUCCGGCACUUGUAAAAUGGGUCCCAAAGACGACAAGACAGCUGUGGUCGAUCCGCGAUUGCGAGUCUAUGGUUUGGAAUCCCUUCGUGUCAUUGAUGCCUCGAUCAUGCCCACCAUUGUUAGCGGCAACACUCAUGGGCCUGUGAUUAUGAUUGGGGAGAAAGGCGCAGAUAUGAUCAUUCAAGAUUGGGCCCAGUCCUCUGAAGCCAAACCUGCCGUCAAGAUACCCUCCGAUUCUCGCAAGGAUGAACUUUGAAAAUCCGAAUGCUAAAUAUAACACUUGAAUGCCUUCAUUGACUUUCGAGACAUACUUUGAAAUAAAUGUACUCGAAUUGAGGUCGAACGAUCGACCAAAAUCGUCCCGUUGCAACGGAACUUCCCAAGUAA